This is a messenger RNA of Paramecium octaurelia, 1892 nucleotides long. The record is from the annotation of a GenBank genome assembly. NCBI's taxonomy places the organism in Eukaryota, Ciliophora, Oligohymenophorea, Peniculida, Parameciidae.
AUGAUCAAUCAAUAGCUUUAAAAAUUGAUUAACAACACUUUUAUAACGAAAAAGAGAGUUUCAGCUGGGUCUUUCGGUGUAGUAUACUGUGGUCAAGACAUAAAUACCCGAGCCUUGGUAGCCAUAAAAAUGGACAAAUGCAAUAAGGAAGACUCGAGUCUAGAGAGAGAGGUAAUUGAAUUAUCAUGAUACAAAAAGGCAGAAAUACUACGAAGAUUGUAAAAAGUACCAUAGAUUCCAAAGUUAUAUUGGGCAGGAAAAGAAGGAGAUUCAAACAUGCUUGUUAUAUAAUAUUUGGGAAGAGACUUAACCCAUUAUUUGAAAACCUUCCGUAAGUUUUCACUACGAUGCGUACUAAAUAUAGCUGAAUAAAUGAUUAACAUUCUUGAAAAUAUUCACAAAAAGUAAGUAAUAAUACCAACUAUGUGUAGCAAAGUGUUGCAUCGCGAUAUUAAACCUGAAAAUGUUCUUGUGGGAAAAGAAGAAGAAGAAAAUCUACUAUAUAUAGUCGACUUUGGCAUCAGCAAAUUUUAUAAGGAUGAAAAUGAUUCACAUAUGUAAAGAUGAAUCAGUAAAUUUUAGUUCCUAUAGAGAGAACCAACCAUUUAUUGGAACUACAAGAUAUGCUAGCAUCAAUGCUCAUAAAGGAACAUCUUUAAGCAGAAAAGAUGAUUUGGAAUCCUUAGGAUAUAUGCUGAUCUUCUUAUUAAAGGGUAAAAUGUACCAAAUUUAUAUUAUUAAGGUUAAUUACCCUGGUAAAAUUUGUAAUUCAUUGAUGAAGAGGAUAAAAUGCGUUAAGUUGGCUAAAUGAAGAUGAAAAUGGAAAUGGAUGAACUCUGUAAAGGAAUUCCUCUAGAGUUUGGAAGAUUUCUAGAAUACAUUCGAGGUUUACCAUUCAAAGCAGAACCUAAUUACAAAUAUUGCUAAUCCCUUUUUAAAAAAGUAUGCUAAGAACACAACUUUUAAUAAAAAGAUCUAAUCUUUGAUUGGGAGACCGGUCCUAAAUCUGAUAGGAAUGAUGAUAAAAGAAAAUAAACAAUUGAAGCUCAUUUGCCAAGUAGUUAAAAUAGUAAUUUAGUAAAUAAUAAACCCUCAUUGUAUUUAAACAAAUUUAUUAACUCUUAGAUUCAAGAAAUCAAAAGAAGAUGUCUCAUCUAAUAACAUUGGAGGCUCACUCCUCAAUUACUCCCUUGAAUAAUUGGAGAUGAAUUCACUUCUCAAAACUCCAGAACAAAGAAAAUCCAACUUAGCUCCUGAUAUUAAUAGAAGAAAGAACAGAAUGCAAUCUGUGAGUAGUUAUAAUGAUUCUCAUUCUGAAUUGGAAAACAACGGAAGCGUGAUGCUAGGAAUUCAACCAAGUAUGAUAAGUAGAUUAAGCAAAUUAUCAUUUAAUUCAUUUUCUCGAGUACGAGAUAGUAAAUUAAACCUAACCUUGACCCCAGAAUAUAGAAAACCGCCUAAAUAAGAAAAAAAAUUAACUAUUACCCCCAAUUCAUACAUACAGUAAAUUUCUGGCUAAAAAAAGAAGUCGCUAAUUAAGAAUUCCAACUCACGGCAACAAUUAUCUUUGAAAAAGGAAGAAGUGGAGGAAACUAUUCAAGAUUUCUCUAAAAUGAAUGAAACUGAUGAAGGAAUAGAACCUAAAUAUAUGCUUUUGAAAUAAGCAUCAGUAAAUGCGUAUGUAAAUUUUAUAUAUGAUAAUGUAGUCGCUUUAAAAAAUCAAUUAACGGAUAAGUCAAUAUAUUGUAAAAAUAGUUUUGAUUUUAAUGUUUAUGUAUUAAAGAAGAUUAUAAUAUAAUACAUUAUAUCAAGAAUAAAAUCAAAAUUUAGUUUUCUUCUAAUUCAAAUAGCUCAAUGUCUUAAUGUUUCACAUCUUGACUAAUGGUUUUUGA